Molecule: messenger RNA, 919 nt
Organism: Neltuma alba
Lineage: Eukaryota; Viridiplantae; Streptophyta; Magnoliopsida; Fabales; Fabaceae
Product: RING-box protein 1a-like
Exons: 5
Coding region: 147-488 (113 amino acids)
Molecular function (GO): zinc ion binding
Source: RefSeq, a predicted model, not a curated record
CGAAGUUUCUGGGAUGGAUGGGGAGUAGAGUUAGGGCCUUUUUUGUGUUUUGCGUGGGAUUUUUGUAAUCUUUACCUGUUGUCCUCUUUUUCAUUAAAAAAAAAAAAAUCAAAUUACCAAACCCGAAACUGGAAUCGGUGAAUCCUAUGGGUAAUCUUGAUUCCGACGUUCCUAUGGUGCCCGCCGGCGACGCUGCCGGUUCUUCUUCCAAAAAGCCUAAGCGAUUCGAGAUUAAGAAGUGGAACGCCGUCGCUCUCUGGGCUUGGGAUAUUGUUGUUGAUAAUUGUGCUAUCUGCCGGAACCACAUCAUGGAUCUCUGCAUUGAAUGCCAGGCCAACCAGGCUAGUGCCACCAGUGAGGAAUGUACCGUAGCCUGGGGGGUAUGCAAUCAUGCUUUCCACUUCCAUUGCAUCAGCCGAUGGCUCAAGACCCGUCAAGUUUGUCCUUUAGAUAACAGCGAAUGGGAGUUUCAGAAGUACGGUCACUAGAGCUUUUAUCAGGCUUCUUGAACCCUUGGAGCAGCUGCCUUACUUUUACUAUAGUUGUCUGGGAAUGAUUUUCGUUUUGCAGCUCUAAAUUUUUCACUCUUUUACUACUGUAAGGGAAGCUUUUGUCUACGUAUUUGACAAUUUACAAAUCUAUGUAGAUAACAGAGUACACUAAAAUUUUGAUUUAGGUGGUGUUUGGGAAUUUGAAAGAAGUGCCUUUUCACCCCCAAACUAUGGUUUGGGCCAGAUAAUUUUUUAAGAAAUCAUGGUUUGAUCCAAAACUAUGGAUUGCGAGGGGUAAACUAUGGUUUGAGGAAAAGCCAAAAAAGUUUUCUUUUUGAAGGAACCGUGUGUCAGGUGAAAUUGUUGUGUCAGAUGAAUAUUGGUUAUUAUAUACAUGGACAAGGCUAGCAAUCAUGCCCUCUUAUUUC